CGUCCCCUCCGCGCCGCCGCUGGAGUUAGCUAGGAGCCGGAGGAAGGUCUAUCUGUCGUGACAGCCCGUUCUCCUCAACUUUUCCAAGUGUACUCUGUGCCUGAAAGAAGGAGAGAGUGUUUCAUCUGUGUUUUCGAUGCAUGGGAGUGCCCUGGGAGCGGCGAAGGGAGAAGACAGCGCUGGUGGUCCUGACUGUUCAGCAGGAUGAGUGAGGCAGACGGACAGUUUUACAGUGUUCAGGUGGGGGACUCCACCUUCACCGUACUCAAGCGUUACCAGCAGCUCCGUGCCAUCGGCUCCGGGGCCCAGGGCAUCGUCUGCUCUGCUCUAGAUACAGACCUUGGUAUACCAGUGGCAGUGAAAAAGCUGUGUCGGCCCUUCCAGAACCAGACCCAUGCUAAGCGUGCCUACAGGGAGCUGGUGCUGCUCAAAUGUGUCAAUCACAAAAAUAUCAUCCGUCUGAUCAAUGUGUUCACGCCUCAGAAGUCCCUGGAGGAAUUCCAGGACCUGUAUCUGGUGAUGGAGUUGAUGGAUGCCAGCCUAUGCCAGGUGAUCCACAUGGACCUGGACCAUGAGAGGAUGUCCUAUCUGCUCUACCAGAUCCUCUGUGGCAUCAGGCACCUGCACUCGGCUGGCAUCAUCCACAGGGACCUGAAGCCCAGUAACAUUGUGGUGAAGUCAGAUUGCACUCUAAAGAUUUUGGAUUUUGGCCUGGCCCGGACGGCCUGCACCAAUUUCAUGAUGACCCCCUACGUGGUGACCAGAUACUACCGCGCCCCAGAGGUCAUACUGGGCAUGAAGUAUAAAGAGAAUGUGGACAUCUGGUCAGUGGGGUGCAUCAUGGGAGAGAUGGUGAAGGGCAGCGUCAUCUUCCAGGGCACCGACCACAUCGACCAGUGGAAUAAGGUGAUUGAGGUUCUGGGCACGCCAAGUCUGGAGUUUAUGAACCGGCUGAUGGAGACCGUGAGGAACUAUGUGAUGAACAAGCCGCAGUAUCCUGGAGUGAGCUUUGCUGAGCUUUUCCCAGACUGGGCCUUCCCUUCUGACUCAGAACAUGACAAACUAAAAACGGGUCAAGCACGGGACCUGCUGUCCAAAAUGCUGGUCAUUGAUCCUGAAUGCCGCAUCUCCGUUGAAGAAGCCCUCAAUCAUCCGUACAUUCACGUGUGGUACGACCCUGGAGAGGCCGACGCGCCUCCUCCCCAGAUUUCAGAUAAGCAGCUGGAAGAGAGAGAGCACUCCAUCGAGCAGUGGAAAGAACUCAUUUACGAAGAGGUGAUUGACUGGGAAGAGAGGAACAAGAAUGGACUGAUGAAAGAAGACUGCUCAGAUGUGGUGUCAGGUUCAGCAUCCCAAUCAUCAUCAGCCAACGACAUCUCGUCCAUGUCCACGGAGCACACCUUAGCCUCGGACACAGACAGCAGCAGCAUCGACACACUGACGGGACCGCUGGACGAGAGUCAGUGAACACAGUCCGUGGCCACGUGUGUCUGCCUGCCUCAGUCCUCCCUCCGAUUUACAGUUUCCAAAUAUCACCUUCUUUUCUUCUCUUUACUCCAUAAGACCCCUAUUUUCUCGUUUGAUUGUUUUUUCUCCCUUUUUCGUCCUGUGUUUUUCCUCUGUCCUCUUUAACCUCAACGAAUAGGUCUAUUUUUCUAUUUUCUUUCCGUGUGUGAUGUUGUGGAUCUUGUUGAACCUCUUCAACGUCAAACGCUGUUUUGGACUGCCACCGAGAGGUCAAAGCUGUCUAUUCUGUCAUUUGGGUCAAAGGUUUAUCGUUCUCUUUUUUUGUGGAUUUUGUUUACCUUGAUCAAGUAUAUAUGGUGUAUGCAUCCAUGUUGAUUUUCAGGUUACAAGGAGUGGGUUGGGGAUUGUUGUUUGUUCCAUAUGCCUGUAUUUUAAUAGUUUUAUUUUUUUAGCAAGUAUUACGUUGAGUCCAGAGGUUAUCAAAUUAGAGCAGACGCGCACUGAACAUAGACCACAGCUGCCAGCUGCUCUCAUGCAUGUUAUGCCAAUAAGAACAAAAGCUCAUCAUAAGUCGAUGGCACCAACCGUUUAAUGUCCAUAUGAUGAUCAAACACUCAUCCAAAGUUUGAUCGAUCCUUUAGCUAGCUCGCAGUACUGCAAUUCUCCAGUUUGUUUUUUUAAUUAUUUGCCUUGAGUGAUGUGGAUUUUGGGCUUGUCCUCCUGACAGCUAGGUGAAGCUGUGGUUGCAGUGUUACAUUUUUAUUUCCUGAUAUAAUGUACUGUAUGUAAAGAUGUCAUGAUCUGACACUCAUAGUGGCUGUAGACCAUUUCAUUACAAAUAGAUGAGGUGUGCUCAUUUUGUUAAGAAAUUACCUGCAGAACUAUAUAUCGCACCCCACUGGACAAAAGGUACCGACUAACAAUGUGUAUAUCAAAAGAACAUCAUAAUCCUGUAAAUUCGGGAGAGGCAAAAAAAAUACAUGUAUUUAUUUUUGUGUCCUUGCAAAAUGUUGCACACAAUCACACCGAGGCCUGUGUAAAAUAAGCCUCUUGUCGAAGCAUUUCAUUGACAAAUCGAUGCAUUGGCUGCUCCUUUUCUAAACCAUUCCAUCAGUACUGGAAAAGUCACCGAAUUCAUCACAAAUAAGACAUCAUAUAGAACACAUGUAAAGGCAGUAAAACACAUAAUGGUGUUUAACUUGCAUGAAGGCGCUUAAGAUGCCAAUAAGAUACAGUAGUUCUUGUUAUAAAGACAAAUCCGUUCAGGUCCAUUUCUUUUACUUACAGUACCUUGAUGUUCUUGGUUCUGAAAGCCUGUUUGCAGAUGCAGAUGGGUUUUUUUUGUU
This is a messenger RNA of Plectropomus leopardus (leopard coralgrouper), 2813 nucleotides long. It is a transcript of the gene mapk9, whose product is annotated as mitogen-activated protein kinase 9. The record is from RefSeq and is a predicted model, not a curated record. Gene Ontology annotation, molecular function: MAP kinase activity; ATP binding. Gene Ontology annotation, biological process: protein phosphorylation. NCBI's taxonomy places the organism in Eukaryota, Metazoa, Chordata, Actinopteri, Perciformes, Serranidae.